CACCAUGUCGCUCUCUGUGCUGCUGCUGCUGCUGCUGGUCUCCAGUGUCCAGGCUGCUUUUUAUGGUUUAGUAGUGAACUACUACCCUAAUUCAAAUGGAUUUUCCAGAGGUACCCUUUAUUACAAGCUGAGCAACAGUUUCUGCAUAUACAAUCUGCCAUACUCCAUCGGUGGUGAGUCGCUUGUGCUGAACAAGGUCAACGAGGAGAGUAAUGGAGGGCCAUGCCAAACUGAAGGAAUCCUUACUCGGAUUUUUUCCAGCAACUCUAUAUUUCCAAUUCCGGUCAGUGGUUUAAGCUGGAUCUCUGGCAUCAAAAAUGGCAUUGUAUCAUUUACAGCUCAGGCUGUGGUGGAUCUGAGAUUCCGAUCCGACACCGGCAGUGCCAACACGUCACCCCAGACCACCAUCAUACCAGCUGUCAGAGUUCCUUCCAACUGCGCAAGAAAUUUCAACCUGUUGAUGUUUGAUCCUGAUGGAGAUGUAGUUAAAUGCAGAAAUGGAAACAUGUCACUGUCAGAGUGUGCCCCCUGCACACCUCCAUCUGUCCUCAGCCUCUCACCAUCCUCUUGUACCCUGUCAUUCAGUCCCACCAACAGCAGUAAUGAAGGUCCGUAUGCAGUACAGCUAAUGAUGGAGGACUUUCCCAGGGAGACCAUCACGCUCACUGAAACCGGUGGGACACAGACAACACUAACUACCAACGACGCUAUUGGCAAAAUACCAGUCCAGUUUGUCUUGAUAGUGGAUCCUGCUGUGCCAUCCUGCACAGAAGGACUCUUUCUGCCCAUGUUCCUGCCUCCAACUCCAGCGCACGGAGCUCAGUUCUUCACCAAUGUCAACGAGACUCUGCAAAUCACCAUCAGUGCACAGGCACUUAACUCCACGAUCUCUGAGCUGCUGUUCAGUGGGCCUUACACUGUAAAUAAGACUCAAACAGGCCCAGGACAGUUCACCCUGACAUGGACGCCGUCUGCCACAGAAGCAGGACAAAGCCAUCCCGUUUGUUUUGUUGUCCAGGCGAUUUUUGGUGCAAACAAGUACCAGUCUGAGCUUCGAUGUGUCAUUGUGAGAGCUGGAAAUGCAUCAAAUACCACUUCACCAACUCUACUACCUGCCAUUUCAACAACCACGCCACCAAUCAAUACACCAGUGUAUGUUGCAGGUCUGAAAAUGACGCUUACCUCUUUGGGGAAUUUGUUUCAAAGUGAUCAGGAUGCCCUCCUAAAUCAGGUGAAGCAGGUACUGGACUCAUAUGGACUGCCUGAAGGCAUCACUCUGCGCAUCAGAAGCAUUCAACCACAGGUUGCUGUAACUGCAGCACCCGCUAAUGCUACAACAUGAACAGUGAUUAUUUCUGGUUUUGGUUAUUAUUUCUAUGAGCUUCUAUUUACUGUAACACUACAUGCAACUUAAAUGUAACUGGACAAACUAAUUAUAUUCAAUAAAAUUUAUGUACUGAAUUGACCAAAAUCAUGAUAAUAAUACUUUUUUCCCUUAAUUAUGAGAUUUAUUACUUAUUACAACAAUCUUUGUACCAGAUAUG
This is a messenger RNA of Archocentrus centrarchus (flier cichlid), 1544 nucleotides long. RefSeq lists its product as uncharacterized. Lineage: Eukaryota; Metazoa; Chordata; Actinopteri; Cichliformes; Cichlidae. The record is from RefSeq and is a predicted model, not a curated record. The transcript has 11 exons. Bases 5 to 1342 code for a protein of 445 amino acids.